Messenger RNA from Linepithema humile (Argentine ant), 6098 nucleotides. Its product is annotated as nucleolar protein 58-like. NCBI's taxonomy places the organism in Eukaryota, Metazoa, Arthropoda, Insecta, Hymenoptera, Formicidae. The record is from RefSeq and is a predicted model, not a curated record.
UUCGCCACGUGUCUGCCAGAGCGCGUAGCGCAUGCCGCAUUCGCUGUCCGACUUGUUUGCGCGCCGCAUCGCGUUCAGCCGUCUGGUUCACCGCUGGUUGUCUUCAUCAUCGUCCGUAUAUCGUCCCUGUGUUCCGGAUACACGUACAGGGUCCGGCCGUCACGAGCACGUUCGUGAGCAACGUCGCGCAUCGCCAUGGACCAAAUCGGUCUGCUACUGCAGCAAUACGUGUACGCGAUCCCCGUGGGUAUCGUGCUGGUAUGCGCCAUUCUCGUCUUUGCCUUCGGCUUCAAGAAGGCUGAACAGCCGCCGUUUGCCCAGCUGUCCGCGGGCUCUGACGUGGACCGGAAGCUAACUAAGAAGCGCGGCAAGGUCCGCGAGAAGAAGGCUUCUAAUGGACAAGUCGCAUCUGAAAAAACAAGUCCAAUUAAAAAAACAUUAGCAACAAAAACAGAUGCUCCAAAGAAAGCUGCAAAAGGAGAUGAUGUCGAUGGCAAACUGAAAGAGCGCAAGCAUGAAGACAACAAGAUUGCAACUAAGAAAGAAAAGGAGCAGCCUCUAGUUAAGGCUGGAAAAGAAAAUAAAGUGGAGCAAGUGAAGAACAAGAAAAAUUUGAAAAAUCUAUUUCAGGAAAAACCAGUGGAUUUUGAUGAUGGAGACUGGGAGCAAGCUUAUUCACGCAAGGACAAGAAAAAUAAGAAGAAAGAAGAAGAAUCUCCUUUGAAGAAGAAUAAGAAAACCCCCAAAAAAGCUGAUUUAAUAAAUGAGGCUAAGCAGAAAGAACAGGAGACCCCUGAGAUCAAGGAUAAAACUGUUAAGGAAACCGAGAACAAGGAACUCAAGGAAAAAGAGAAGAAAGAAGUGAUCCUUACACCGAUCUCUAAUGAAGAAAUAAGUACAGCCAAGGAAUUGCAGAAAGAAGAGCAGAAUAAGGCCGAGAAAGUCGAGAAGGAAGAGAGGAAAGGUGGGAAGUCGAAGAAGAACAAGAAAGUGUCUGAGGAUGGGAACACACCCGCUUCACUACCAUCCACACCAAAGUCGGAUAAUAAGAAACCUGCUGCGGAAGAGCCGCAGAAAAAAGCAACUAGCGUAAAAAAGGCAGCUAGCGUAACCAAUAAUGAGGAAGAAAAUAAAGUCGUGGAGAAUAAAGAGAAAACUGCUGUGUUCGAUGAACUAGGAGACGUCUGGACAGAAGCAAAGCCACAGAAAAAAAGUAAGAAAAAAGCUCGUAAGGAUGACUGAGAAUGAUUGCAUAUAAUCCUGUUAUUCCUUUCGAGAAGGAAUAGAAUGAGUGAGAAACCCUUGGUUUAAAAGACGUUUGUCGCUUUUCAACAAAUCAGGUGUGUUUCAAGUGACUUACUAGUUGCGACCGCCUGACCAAAUCGUUCCUUUCUUCUGGUUUGUAAUGCCAAUCGAAUUAGGUUGUUGGAUCAAUUCGAUUUUUUAGUUAUCAUGACUUUGAGAUCACGUGAGAGCGGCGCGUAAUAGGAUGAAGAUUUUUGUACAUUUUUCAUUUUUCUUAGUCCACUAAGUCCACUUAGUCCACACUUGCAUUUAAUAAGAGUGGCAUAAGUCAUAAUUUUCACAUUUACUAUAUAAUUCUUGUACACAUAUUAGGUUUCUUAGGUACCUUUACACAAGUCCAUAAUAGUAUACUUCAUUUAUAUAAUUAUUAAGUCUAUAUAUGUGGUGGAUCUGUGUGUAUCGUAAACUCUUGCAACGGUUAGGAAUGGUACUUAUGCCAUUUGUGUCCUUCGUUGAGUAAUCUUAUAAAGAAUAUUUUGUACAAUCGUGCUAUUUCUACAUUAAGAAGAAUUCUAUGUCCAUUGUCAUUUCGCUGUUACUUAAAUGCCAGUUUUUAAUCUUUUCAUUGAUAUUCUCGCAUUGUAUGCAUACGGACGGUUGUAGGCCAAAACAUAGAAAGUACAUCUCAUAUAUUCCACAGUGAUAUUCAUAAUGCAGGACAAUCUCUGAAAUCGACAAACUCAUAUUGCUGAUGUACGGGAUUGUUUCUACAAUAUCAUAUUUUUCUACGUAAUCGCUAAUGACAAAUUAUUUUUUGCAUCAAACAUAGGAUUGAAGAUUUAUUUUCACACAAUUGACAUAUUCUUAACACUUAUUAUUCUUAUUAAGUACAUCAGUAAUAUGAGUUUCAGGUGGAGCGGUAUAGAUAACAUCACGUAAAUUGGUGACAGUAAAAGUCAUAGUUAAUGUGAUAACGACGAUGAGUAGCUUAGAUCCUGAUCUAAUGCACACACUUGUGUAACAGGAUGUGUAUAUAUAAAUGUUGAAAUUGACGUGAUAUCCUGUGGUCAUUCACAAAUAAUGUGCUUUGUUAAUUAUUUGACGCUUUUUAUGUCUAUAUGAAAACUUUUCUGAUAGAAAACAUGCAGAUAAAGUGUCUUGAUAUUUUUGCAAGUAUAUGUACAUAUAGAUAUUGUUAUUAAUAAUGUUAUUAAUAACAAAGGCAUGCUAAUUUCUUGUGCUUUUUGGUGAAAAGUGUAUGUUUUUGAUUUUCAUUUAUAUAUCAUGACCGACAAUUUUACUCGCAAGCAUGACAAAAUGCUGACAUAUUACUUUCUAUAUCUUUGACUAUGUUUUUACAAAUGCUGUGCAAUUCAGAUAGGAAAUGUUAUGAUAUAAAUAUUACAGCUACUAUAAUUGUAGAAUUUUGAAAAUAGAUCUCAUAAUUUCAAUUUCUGUUUCAUGAACACGUGGUGUGAAGGUGGUGAAGAAAAUGAGAACGAUGGAAGUAAUAUUUUUUAUAAUUUUCACGACUGAAUUUUACAUCCUGUUGCAUCAAAUAUUUUGCAAAUUAUUCUCAGAUAUUUUCUGUCACGCGAACGUUUUGAAUAAUUGAAUUGCGUUAAGCGAGACGAUCAAAAUCAUUCGACCAUCAUUUGUGAACUCAGUCGUUCAUCUCUCAUGCCAUGUAGAAACGAUAAUAGACCAAUCUCUUAAUCACGCGUUAAAAGUGAUCCACGAAAGGACCUUUAUGUGUUGUACAUAUUUUAUUGGCAUUGCUGUCGGAGUAUGUUAUCAAUAUCCUCUAUCGCUAUUAGACAUUAAGCUCUACAACGCUAGCGCUGCACGAGUGUUACACAUUGGGAGAGUUAAUCGAGAUUUUACUUUUCUUUCAAAAUAUCUUAAUUUACAUUUUAUCAGAAAAUGAAAAAAAGAAAGAUAAUAUAUAUAUAUAUAUAUAUGUAUACAUAUAUAUAUAAAAGAUUAUACUCACGAGAGGGAUGAUUCGAUGUGAGCGAACAGAUUAUUCUAUCAUUGUUGUAGAACAGACGUUAUGACAACACUCAUUCUAAACGAUGAAUUAAGAGCUAUCUGUUAACGUGUAAAAUUAUUGUAUCGCUAAUUUUAAGGAGGAAGAGAGCGAGUGAGAGGGAGAGAAUGCGGUCACUUGAGAUGUAUGACAAUAUUGUGAUAAGAGUACUAUACCUGAGGAUUACUUGAGUGUUGCAGACUAACGCUGAAUCACUCGUAGUUUUUAUGUGUGAGUGGGAAUCUUGAAGAGAAGUAUCUUGUUCGUGUAUAGCCAUUCAUAUUUUGUAUACUGGACAUUGAUAUAUUCUCAUAAGUAUACAUGUACACACAUACGAAGAUCACCAUGUAUUAGAGAAAAAGACAAAACAUACACUCUUGCGGAAAGUGCGUUGCGGUGAUCAUCGUAAUGGAUUAUAAAAAGAAAGAAAAAGAAAGAAGUUAUUUAUAAAACACACAUAGAAUGAGCUUGAAUUAUAAAUCUACAAGCAAAGGAACUAUCUAUCGUUAAUCAAAUUGCUUGUAACGACUGUUUAUGUCCUGUGCCAAAAAAGGAUCUUUGCUUUUCGAUUACGUUCGAGGCUGAAUUUUCUUCUUAAUAAUUCGUGAGUAUCAAAGGAGAUUUUAGCUAUGCUAUAUUCGGGGACUACGUUUAGGUUUUUGACCGAAAGUCAUAAGACUGCGUGAAUUUUCUCUCACCAUCCUUUGUAGCUUUGUAAUCAUCAGAGAGUGUCAGUUCGUUGGCAGUUGGCGCCAAGCGAGCGACUAUCUCAGUAGCUAAUUGAGUAGCUAAUUUAAUUUACACGAUAGAGCCGAGUCUUUCUUCGAAACUUUUACAAGUUCAUUUUUCGAGCUUUCCCUGUGCAUUAGAAUUUGCAAAGAAUCGACGUGGCAAGUCGGGAUAUUACGAGCAGUAUCGAAUUAAAUUUUACGUAAAAUCGAGAGAGCUAUGGAAUAGCGACUUCAAUGAAACUGAUUGUUAUAUCGCGGCGUGUGCAUUAUUAUUUUAUUUGUAACAAAGUUAUAAAUUAUAUUAUACUUGAUGACGAAAUGAGCGCAAAAUUGAGACUUGUGGAAGUUCCUCAGUAGUGCACUAGUAAAGUUUCAGAGAUGAUUCAAGUUAUGCUCGUAAUGAUCCAACCAUUAGCUUAACGAGCUAGUUAGCGGCGUACUUAACACCCGCGCGAAAGGAAAACUGGAGCGUGGCUGGAGAAAUGGCUUUCGAAUCGCAUCGGCGAGGGAAGCACAAGAAAUUUAUUUUUCUAAGUACUGUUCUAAAAAUAGAGCAACAUCGCCUACGUUGCAUUCGCAAAAACGAAUCUAGCUGAAUUGGCAGAACACGCCGAAUGUGCACCACGUAUGUCGAAUUACCAUGCUUUGUAUAUAUUCGACGUGUAGUCGUAUCGGAUGUGAAACACUCUCGCUAUUGCGAGAUUCUUUCUAGAUUUACUCGAGCGGAGAGAGUACUUUCUCCGACGUUCUACGGCGAAGAUUCUGAAUGAGACUAAAUAGAGAUGAAAGAGGCGCUCUCUGGAGAAGACGAAUUGACUAUAAAAUCGAAGAAGUAUUAUAUCGCCACUGUACAUAUGUAUAUUAACGAGCAAUGUUCUUCUUACUAAAUGUAUAAUGUGCAAUGCUGCGUAUCCAGAACGGUUUCUGCGGCAGCUAAGAUCUAGCGAUCAGAUGUUUAGACAGAUAUUUUCGAAGGAUCGAUCAGCGUCCAACGAAUUACGCAUCUGUGUCUAUUUUGAAAAUGGUACAAGUCACAUUUUGCGGUGUUCAAUUCUGUAAGAGGAUUAUGUCGGAUUUGAUUUUUUCCAUUUUCAAAGUGAACGACGUGGCGUGCUGAACGUUAAUACAGCAUGUUCGAUUACAAAUCCAUAGAGUGCUGCAUAUUUUCCGAUGAAUGUGACGUAUCUCUCGGUCACAGUCCAUACGCCAACGUGCAACAUUUCGCGAAUCUCUCCGAUUCGUGCAUCGAAAUAACGAUAGCGCAAUUAUGAUGGCCUAUUUUGGACAUGCGAUUCGGUGUAGCUGCAAUUUUUACGGCUAUGCGGCACACACACACACACACACGAGGACUCUGAUCGCAUUCGAAAUAUCGACUGUUACGUAGAGAUAAGAUAAGAAGAAAACGAGAAAGAGCAAAUAAUCGCGAGGCAACUGUGUCGAAUAUACAUGUAUGACAUAGUCUAUGUAUAAUUUAUUUUAUUCACAAAGGGAUUGUUACGACCACGACAACGUGUGACAAAUUAUAAUAUUGAAAUUCACGAUGUGUGUAUAUAUAUAUAUAUAGAGGUGCUCUCAUAUAUAUAUAUGAAUUUGUGGAUAUGCAUAUAUAUAUAUACAUAUGUGGAUAUAUAUAUAUAUAUAUACACAUAGUCGUGUAAAUGUGCGUGUAUUUCGAUUAAUUUAAAUCUUAUUGUUAGCUUUUGUGAGCGUUAGCAUUAAGGCAAACCAAGAGAAUAUGAUAAACGAAACAUAUUCGAAAACCAAUGGGGAAGAUAUAAUAUUGACGAAAAAUAUUCUGUUUCCGCGUAUCACGUGAAUGAUUAUUGCGUAUGAAAUCAGAAUAUAUAUUAUCGAGAUAGAUUCUAUAUAUUUGUGAAAUGCAAAAGAGAUAUAUAAGAGAUACAUAAAUAUAUAUUUUCGCACUCUUGUCGCGCUCGCGGCGAACAGAACAUUUUUCGCGAAAAUAUGCUUUUCGGUUGUGAUAUUUAUGGAAAAAUGUACGAAUAGCUGAACGCAUCUUGGGACAAGGUAGAGAAAGACAGAAAGAGAGAGAGAAGAGAGACAAACUGAAUAAAAGUUAUAUUUUUCCAGCA